GGCUCAAGCUUCAAGCCUACCAGUCCUCUUCGCUCACAGUCUACGAACGUCCAUGUUGGCAUUUGUACGGCCGUGCCAGGAACGGCCCGCCCAUGGUGCCAGUGUCCAGCAGGGUGCGUCCUCAGGAAAGCCGAUCCUGGAGGGUUCGCAGGGGGAUGAGUCAGAGGGAAUUGGUGGCCCAAUCAUUUCUCCUCGAUCCCAAAACAGGGGUUAGGGUAGGGGGCUGGACCAACUCCGUCUGCCUCCACUCCCUCCGAAGCCCUCCAGCAAUCUCCUGCAGCUUCUCUCGAAGCUGCCGCCAAGAGCCAAGGACAAACGAAGCAGUGGAGCGCAGCGCUGCACACGCUCCAGGCCGCCCUGCGGUCGCGCAUGCAGGUCAGUGCCGUCGCCUACAAUGUCGCUCUCGGCGCAUGUGGGAAGGGCAGGCAGUGGCAGAAGGCUUUGAGUCUGCUCAGCGAGCUGCAGGAAGCGGUGUUGAAGCCAGACGGAAGCAGCUACACCGCUGGAAUCAGCGCCUGCCAAGCAUCCGGGCAGUGGCAGCAUGCGAUGCUGUUGCUCGGAGAAAUGUUGGAAGCAAAGCUGGAGCCAAAUGUAAUCACAUACAGUGUCGGAAUCAGCGCAUACGGGAAAGGCGGGCAGUGGCAGCGCGCGCUGUCACUACUCAGCGAGUUCUCAGGAAUCAGGCUUGAGCCAAAUGUCAUCAGCUACAAUGCUGGAAUCAGCGCGUGCGAGAGAGGUUUGCAGUGGCAGCAGGCGCUGGCAGUGCUGAGACAUAUGAAGGACUCGAGCGUGGAUCCCGACCUCAUAAGCUUCAGCGCUGGAAUCAGCGCUUGCGAAAAGGGGGGACAGUGGCAACUAGCUCUGUCGCUGUUCAUCGAACUGUUGGGGGAGAAGUUGGAGCCCGACGUCAUCACCUUUAGUGCUGCAGCCAGCGCUUGCGAGAAAGGAGCGCGGUGGCAGGAUGCGCUGUGGUUGCUCAGCGGUUUGGUGAGGGCGGGAUUGAAGCCAGAUGUCGUCAGCUACAGUGCUGGUAUCAGCGCGUGCGAGAAAGCUGGGCAGUGGCAACAUGUGCUGCUGUUGUUCAGGGAGUUAGGGGCUUCAACGUUAGAACAUGAUAUCGUUUGCUAUAGCGCUGGCAUUCGCGCGUGCGGGGGAAGCGGACAGUGGCAGCACGCACAGGCAUUGUUGAGGGAGGCGUCGGAGGUAACGCUGGAGCUGAACAUCAUCUGCUACAACGCUGGAAUCAGCGCAUAUGAGGUGGCUGGGCAGUGGCAGCGUGCAGUAUCGAUGCUCAGCGAGGCGUGCCAGGCGAACUUGAAGCCAGACUUAAUUAGCUGCAAUGCUGGAAUUAGUGCAUGUGGAAAAGGCGGGUGCUGGGAGCAGGCGUUCUUAGUGCUCAGCGAUUUGCGAGCGUGGAAGCUGGAGCCAGACGUCGUAAGCUACAACGCUGGAGUCAGUGCUUGCGAGAAGUGUGGGCAGUGGCAGCGCGCGCUGUCAUUCAUCGACAUGUUUUCGGAGGUGAAGCUGGAGCGUGAUGUCAUCAGCUACAAUGCUGGAAUCAGCGCGUGCGAGAAAAGUGGACAAUGGCAACAUGCGCUGUCGUUGCUUCGGGAUAUGUGCAGGUCGACGCUACAGCCAGACGUGAUCAGCUUCAACGCUGGUGUGAGCGCGUGCGAGAAAGGCAGGCAGUGGCAGCAGGCGCUGCUGCUGCUCAGCACGAUGGCGGAGGUAAGACUGGAGCCGGACGUCAUCAGCUGUAGCGCUGGAGUCAGCGCCUGUGAGAAGGAUGGGAAAUGGCAGCAUGCUUUGUCACUGUUCUUUGCUUUCAGGGAGUCGGAUACGAUACCAAACUCAAUCAGCUACAAUGCUGCAAUCAGUGCGUGUGAUAGUGGGGGGCAGUGGCAGCACGCGUUGUCACUGCUCAGCGAGCUGAGUCUAGAGUCGGAGUGUGAUCUCGUCAGCUACGUUGCCUGCAUGAGCGCGUGCGGGAGAGGUGGACAGUGGCAGCAUGCAAUGCUUCUGCUUUGCAUGCUGCGGGAGUCGAAGCUGGAGGCGAAUACCAUCUGCUACAAUGCUGGUAUCGCUGCUUGCGGGGAAUCUUCGCCAUGAGGAAAGCCGUUCUCAGGGAAACGGGGCUUACACUCCAGGGCUCUCCCAAGGAACAGCUCUUCAUCCUGAGUCCUGGCUGGACGGUCCCGGGGCCCGUGGAGGGCCCCGGAAGUUUGAAGACGGCGAGAAAUUUCCAGGGCCCGUUUCCCUCGGAGCCCGUCUUUUUCAUGAUCAAAUGUUGGCGGUGGCAGCACGCAUUCGGAUUGCUCAGCGAGUUGCUGGAGGCGGAGCUCGAGCCAGACGUCAUCAGCUACACGGCUGCCAUCAGCGCGUGCGACCAAGGGGGGCAGUGGGAGUUGGCGUUGUCGCUGUUCCUGGAGAUGUUGGACGUUGCAUUAGAAGCAGACGUCAUCAGCUACAGUGCCGCAGUCGGCGCGUGUCAGAAAAGCGGACGCUGGAUGCAGGCGCUGCUGCUGCUCCACGGCAUGCUUGAUGCUAAGCUAAUGCCGAACUCAUUCACCUACGCGGCUGCGGUCAACGCAUGUGAUAAUGGUGGACAGUGGCAACAUGCUCUGCUGCUGCUGGGCGAGCUGGGGGAGUUGGAUGUCACCACCUGCACAUCCAGGAUCAGCAUGUGCGAGGAAAAGCGUCAGUGACAGGAUGCGCUGUGGUUACUGAGCGAGCUGUGCGAGGGGAAAGUAGAAGCAGGCGUUGCCAGCUACCCUGCUGGAAUCAGGGCGUUCGAGAAAGGCGGGCAAUGGCAGCACUUGCUGACAAUCUUGAGCGAGCUACAGCAACCGCAGGCGGCACUGGCCAGAUCUCGGUGCAGUGCAGGGGCCAGCCCUGCGUUGUAGUCUUUCGCUGGCGCAGUGUUCCCAGCUCUGUCCAUAUUUGGAGGUGGGCGCCCUCCUGAUCACAUAUUGUGGGAGGGUUUGGGAGACGACGCAUGUCACGGGCUUGGGUGGGGAGUUGGGAGGGAACUGCACACGUGUGUGGGCCAGCUCGUGCAUACGGUGGCGAAGUUGAUG
Molecule: messenger RNA, 3077 nt
Organism: Prorocentrum cordatum
Lineage: Eukaryota; Dinophyceae; Prorocentrales; Prorocentraceae
Source: the annotation of a GenBank genome assembly